GUUAUUACUCUUCCAUGGCUGGCGAUCAGCGCCAGAGAAUAUGGUCCGAAGAAGAGGAAAUGAAGGUCGGUGACGGUGAAGUCUCUCUUUAAAUCUCGGUGGUAGAGAAUUCGAGUCUUGCGCAAUACAUACCACCUGCUCGAUAAAAUUACUCAAAGAAGAUGGGUUUCUCGUUGAGAUCAAAAUGGUGUGGAUUUUUAACAGAAAUUAUGAAUGCCCAGAAACGGCAAAGCAUUCUGGUCUCUCUCUAUGGCACAUUGCCGGAUUACCCAACGCCGACUGUGUUGGAGGGACUGUGUCAAGUUGUGUCGAGCACCGUCGGUGGUCUAGAUGACUUGGAAUCGAGUCUCAAACGAUUCAGAGUUUCUUUGUCAUCACCGCUUGUUACUCAAGUGGUGGACUCUUGCAAACAUGGAGCAUCCACUAGGAGAUUGCUAAGAUUUUUCUUGUGGUCGCAUAAGAAUUUGAAUUCCAGUUUGGAGGACACGGAUUUUAACCACGCGAUCAGGGUGAUGGCUGAAAAGAAGGAUUACACAGCAAUGGAGAUAUUGGUUUCGGAUCUUAAGAAGGAUGGCCGGGUAAUGGAGAGCCAGACGUUUAGUCUCGUAGCUGAGGCACUUGUUAAGUUAGGGAGAGAAGAUGAGGCAUUGGGUAUUUUCAAGAACUUGGAUAAGUUUAAAUGCCAGCAAGAUGGUUUUAUUGUGACUGCUAUUGUUAAUGCUCUUUGUGCCAAAGGACAUGCCAAGAAAGCAGAAGGUGUUGUGUAUCACCAUAAAGAUAAAAUUUCUGGCAUGGAAUCUUGUAUAUACAGGAGUCUCCUUCAUGGAUGGUCUGUGCAGGGGAAAGUUAAGGAAGCUCGGAAAGUGAUCAAAGAAAUGAAAUCAGCAGGUAUUAUGCCAGACUUGUUUUGCUACAAUAUAUUUCUUAGGUGUCUUUGUGAGAAAAACCUUAAACGUAAUCCUUCUGGUCUUGUUCCUGAUGCUUUGAAUGUGAUGAUGGAAAUGAGGUCUUAUAGGAUUGCCCCAACUUCCAUCAGUUACAAUAUAUUGCUUUCCAAUUUGGGGAGGACACGGAGGGUAAAGGAAUCAUGCCGGGUUCUGGAGUUGAUGAAAAAUUCUGGUUGUAGUCCAGACUGGGUUAGCUAUUACCUUGUUGUAAGAGUAUUGUACUUGACUGGGAGAUUUGGGAAAGGGAAUAAGAUAGUGAAUCAGAUGAUUGAAGAGGGGCUGACACCAGAUCAUAAGUUCUAUUAUGAUUUGAUUGGCAUACUUUGUGGAGCAGAGAGAGUUAAUUUUGCACUGGAGUUGUUCCAGCUGAUGAAGAGAAGCUCAUUGGGUGGUUAUGGGCCAGCUUAUGAUGUUCUCAUACCAAAACUUUGUAGGGGAGGGAAUUUUAUAAAGGGUAGAGAGCUCUGGGAUGAGGCUGUGGCUAUGGGUGUUACCCUUCACUGCUCUGGUGAUUUGUUGGACCCCUCAAUUACUGGGGUUUUCAAGCCAAAAAGGAAAGUGGAGGAAGACAAUAUGGUAAGCUGUACUUCAUCCAAGAGUUCAUUAAAUGUUAAGAAGUGUGCAGAAAAGGUAAAGAAAGAACCGAAAAAAACUUUGAAAAAGAAGAAAUCUACCUCCAAAUAAUUGGUAUUUCAUGUCUUUCACAUUGCAGCUCACUAGCCUGGCAGCAUCAUUUUGACCCUUCCUCUUAUUUUAGCUGUAUUCAUCAAAUAUGUAGCUGGUGGAUUGUCUCCAUCUUUAAUGAUCCUGCUCAUCUAUCUCUCCCUUUGUUAGUGCUCCUAGGCUAUUUAUUGUUUU
Molecule: messenger RNA, 1805 nt
Organism: Rubroshorea leprosula
Lineage: Eukaryota; Viridiplantae; Streptophyta; Magnoliopsida; Malvales; Dipterocarpaceae
Source: the annotation of a GenBank genome assembly